AUGCCUCUCUCCAACCGCCGUCGCGCGCGGCGCAAGGAAAUUCAACUACAAGAAACGUCUGACGCAGAGGCGCCAGACUCCUCUCCUACUCGCCCCUCCCAUAAGAAGCGCAAGGUCGAUCGGACUUCUCCCCAACCGCGUGCCGUCAAAGCCGAGUCCCCCGAGGAGCCAGACGGUUCAUCCUUAGACCAUGAUCUGUCGGAGAAUCAGGACCUGAUGGAUAUGGUCAUCUCUUACCUCGAUAUCGCCCGCGACGAGGUCCGCGUGCUGCGCGACCACUCCAACUCCAAGACCGAAAACAAGCAGAGCAUCCGCGCCUACGCCAAAAUCGCCGGCCGCAACUGGACCUACUACGUCAAGACCCUCCAUGUCAACAUCGGCCGCGAACCCGAUCGCGAGCAGAAGCUCGACGAGCAGUCCAGUCCCGUCACCAUCGCCGCGCGGGCGCUCCCCGAGGUCAACGUCGACCUGGGUCCGAGCAAGUUCGUGUCGCGCCUCCACGCCGAGAUCUUCUACGACGGCGAGAACACGGCCGCCUGGCACAUCCGCGUCAACGGUCGCAACGGCGUCCGCGUCAACAACAGCAUCCUCAAGCGCGGCACCGACGCCAUCCUCUCCUGCGGCGACAUCGUCGAGAUCGCCAACACCCAGAUGAUGUUCGUCACCCCCGGCGACAAGGCCACCAUCCACCCCAGCUUUGUCGAGCGCGCCCAGCGGUUGGCCAACGGGGAGGAGGACCUGGCCACCUGGGACGCCUCCCAGCACGCCCAUCCCGCACCACACCCGGCCGAUGCCGCCACCCCCGGGGGUCCGGAAACCACCCCAGCCGCGCCCACGUCCGUCGCCGCACCGUCGCUGGCCCCGGCCCCGCAGUUCCUCAAGCGCCAGGUCACGCCGCCGCCGCGGUCGCCGGACACGGCGGGCGCCCGCACCGCCAAGCAGUCGCCCCUGUACAACCGGGGGAUGAUGAUGGAGAGCACGGAGGAGAUCGACUACAGCAAGGACUCGGCCAAGGACCUGAAGCCGCCGUACAGCUACGCGACGCUGAUUGCACAGGCCAUCUUCUCCAGUGAGGAGGAGAAGCUGACCCUCAACAGUAUCUACAACUGGAUUAUGGAGAAAUAUGCGUUCUACCGGCAUUCCCAGAGCGGGUGGCAGAACUCCAUUCGACACAACCUCUCCCUCAACAAAGCGUUCCAGAAAGUUCCCCGCCGGACCGACGAACCCGGCAAAGGCAUGAAGUGGCAGAUCGCGCCGGAAUACCGCGAGGAGUACUGGAAGAAGCAGCUCAAGAAGGGCACGCAAUCGUCCGCUCCCUCGUCGCCCGCGACCAAGGACUCGACGCGGGGCAACGGUCUGGAAGCGGUGUUCCUGGCCGGCAAGAAGUCGCCGCCGGUAUCAUCGCCCGGGUUCAGUUCGUUUCCUGUGGCGCCAGUCGAGGCGUACACGCCGGAGCGAGGCUCGCGAGCGUCCCGCAAUGGAGCGCAGUCGCUCCGGCCGCCACCGCCGAUCCGAGAUUACGAGGAGCCAUCGCCCCUGCCGGCGCGGACUGCCGCCAAGCAGGGCAACGGCGCGGGGCUGCGGUACGGGAUGUCAGACCACGCCGUGGGAUCACCGCCGGUCCUGUCGUCGUCAUAUUACGAUGAGGGGCCCUCGUCGAUGAUCACGCCGGCGCCACAACGGCAACAGCCACGCCUCCCGCCGCCGAGCACAGCGCAGAUCCCGUCCAAGUUCAUGCCGAUGAGCUCACCGGCGCAGUUCUGGAAGUUUGCCGACAUCGGCAGCACGCCCGCGCGACCAGUCCCGGACAUGAGUCCCUUGAAAGGGGAUUUGGGUGAUGGACUGGGUAGUAUCCCGAGCAGUAGUCCGCCGCCGCCGAACCUGGCCAGCCCGAGCAAGCCGGGGACGUUGAACGGCGUCGGCCACGGCCGGUUGCCAUCUCGACACGACGACGGACGACCGGGGACGAAUGGGUCGGGGCGAUUAGAUGAGGAGGAGGAUGAUGGAGGAUUUGAUCUGGCACGGGGCUUCCAACCGAUCGGAUCAUACCAUCGACAGCUGAACAACGCGGCGCGGGCGAGUGCCGCAACGUCGUAG
Aspergillus campestris IBT 28561 is the source of this 2097-nucleotide messenger RNA. RefSeq names its product putative forkhead transcription factor Fkh1/2. The record is from RefSeq and is a predicted model, not a curated record. Gene Ontology annotation, molecular function: RNA polymerase II cis-regulatory region sequence-specific DNA binding; DNA-binding transcription factor activity, RNA polymerase II-specific; protein binding. The transcript has 4 exons. Bases 1 to 2097 code for a protein of 698 amino acids. Gene Ontology annotation, biological process: regulation of transcription by RNA polymerase II. Lineage: Eukaryota; Fungi; Ascomycota; Eurotiomycetes; Eurotiales; Aspergillaceae.